Molecule: messenger RNA, 1609 nt
Organism: Erythranthe guttata (spotted monkey flower)
Lineage: Eukaryota; Viridiplantae; Streptophyta; Magnoliopsida; Lamiales; Phrymaceae
Source: RefSeq, a predicted model, not a curated record
CACAGGCCGCACAGUAGUAGAAGGAUAAAAAACACACACAAAGCAAAUGACUAACAAUUAACUGAAAUUUCGUUUCCUGGUAAAAUGCUUUGCAGUACAGUACCGAAUCACGUGUUUCUUUCCGUUAGGCUUACCCCCCCUAAAUUAGAGCACCGUUCGCUCGAACUGCUUCGUCUGCAUUUUAAUGGCGUCUCAAAGUGGGACCCAUCUCAUUUAAUUUCGGAGCAUAAGUUUAUUGCUAGAGCUGCUUCUGCGUCUGCUUCCCCAAUGGGCUCCGACUAUUCCGAGCAACUGCAGGGAGCGAAAAAACCGAACGUAAAAUCGAAACGAAUAGCUGAUAUUGACCAAGACGAAAUCGAAGAUCCAUCACUUUUAGCCGAUCCCGAUAGCUGUUUCUGCGAAUUCAACGGGGUGCAACUACACCACAAGAUUUGCGAUGCCGACUCAUCGUCUCCAGAUACUCCAAUGCAAGAAUCAGCCAAACGGGUCGAUUUUCCUAUGAUUUUGUUGCAUGGGUUUGGAGCCUCGGUUUUCUCAUGGAACCGUGUAAUGAAACCUCUAGCAAAGGCCACCGGUUCUAAAAUCCUCGCCUUUGAUCGACCGGCCUUUGGACUAACAUCGAGGGUAAAUGCGGUUAAGCAUAAAACCCCCGUUAAUCAAGAUUCGAAACACCUAAACCCUUACUCGAUGAUGUUCUCCGUUUUGGCAACACUCCACUUCAUCGACUUCUUGGCUGCUCAGAAAGUCAUUCUCGUGGGGCACUCUGCAGGUGCCCUCGUAGCUCUAGAUGCGUAUUUCGAUGCACCCGAACGUGUGGCUGCUUUAAUACUCGUCGCACCUGCAAUUCUUGCACCGUUCGCUAUGCAGAGCGUUGUGAAAGGAAAUCAAGAAAGCUCGGGUUCGAAUACUAGCAAGAAUCUAUUUUCCAGGCUUAGCAAUAUUCUAGCAAAGUUCACUAAGAAUAUUGUUCAGGCAAUAGUAUAUACGAUGAAAGGGAUGUCGGAUAUGAUAAGCUCUCUCUACAAGAAAGCUUUGUCGUCAAUCUUGCGCUCUUCACUCGGCUUGACGGUGAUAAGGAUGGUAAUCGAUAAAUUUGGUACGAGAGCCGUUCGGUCUGCAUGGUAUGACUCGAAUCAAGUGUCCGAUCAUGUUUUACAAGGCUAUACAAAGCCGUUGAAGUUAAAGGGCUGGGACAAGGCGCUAGUAGAAUACACGGUGGCAUUGCUCACAGAUUCUGCAUCUGAAUCAAAACCGCCUUUGGCGAAAAGGCUCGGUCAAAUCUCUUGUCCAGUUCUGAUAGUAACGGGCGACACCGAUCGUCUUGUACCGUCUUGGAACGCCGAAAAACUUUCUCGAGCAAUUUCUGGAUCUUGCUUCGAAAUAAUCAAGAAAUGUGGCCAUCUGCCCCAAGAAGAAAAACCCGAAGAAUUUGUCGAUAUUGUCGAUAAAUUCCUGAGACAAGUCUUUGGCGUUGCACAAGCGCCACGCCUGCAAGUAGUGUCUUGAGGUUGGCAUUCAUUAAUGAUGCAGUGAUGUAUUUUGUAAUAACAUAUGUUCUCAAAUAACAAAAUUGCCAUUAAAUAUAUAAAAUGAAAUUACAGAAGAAGUU